AUGGUUGAGCAAGGUCUUGAAGCUGGAUACGGGCACUGGCUAGAACCCAUUGCCAACGUUGAAGAUCCAAAUUCGAAUCCAUCGAGCCAGGACCCCUCUGCAGCUUCUGAAGCAGGGCUUGCACUUGAGCGACGAGGAAGGGGAAGACCACGAGUAUCCAAGGCACGCGACCAGAGCGCUGUUGAGAAACGCCGAGCUCAAGUGCGCAAUGCGCAACGGACAUACCAGAAACGGAAAGAGAGCGCGGCUGCAUCUGUUAACCAAAGAUGCGACGAUCUGCUUCAGGUUCUGUCAGAUCUUUCCACAGAUGUCGAGGAGCUGCUCCAAGUUGCAUUGAAGGAUGGUGCAUUGGAUCAGAAAGAUGACAUCGGAGCUCAACUACGUCGGCUAUGGGAAUCAUACGAUGUUGUGAUACACAGCUCUUGUGUCAGGCCUGAGUUGAGGUUACUCCAAAUCAAGAACGAUCGAAGACGAGCAGGCUAUGAAGGGAAAGCGCCCACUACAGAAGUAUCCUCCGAUCACGAGACAGCGCCCCGUCCCGAGCCAUUCUCUGCGAGCGAUUCACAUGACCCAUCAUUCAUGGACCUAGAUCUUGGACGAACUCAAGAGUCAACCCUAAUCCAACCCUUCCGAAUGACAUCAUCUCUCCACCACGGCAAGACAAUUUUCGAGGUUAUUUCUGAGAGGCAAGCUGAGUUCAGGAGCUCGGCAAGCCACUCGUCAUAG
Molecule: messenger RNA, 726 nt
Organism: Lindgomyces ingoldianus
Lineage: Eukaryota; Fungi; Ascomycota; Dothideomycetes; Pleosporales; Lindgomycetaceae
Exons: 2
Coding region: 1-726 (241 amino acids)
Biological process (GO): regulation of DNA-templated transcription
Molecular function (GO): DNA-binding transcription factor activity
Source: RefSeq, a predicted model, not a curated record